Molecule: messenger RNA, 4326 nt
Organism: Polistes dominula (European paper wasp)
Lineage: Eukaryota; Metazoa; Arthropoda; Insecta; Hymenoptera; Vespidae
Molecular function (GO): protein binding
Source: RefSeq, a predicted model, not a curated record
CUGGAUGAGUCGUACAAUGUACGUUAUACCGAUCGAAAGCAGUUGUUUUAUCAACGACGAUGCAGCUUAGUGGACCGUGAUAUUUUGAGAAAUUUCAUAGUCAGAUCGUCGGAACAUAAUUCUCGAGCAACGUCUUACAGGUUAGGUUGCUCUAUUUCCUGAGUCAAAAUGGAAUCAAUGGACGCGCGUCUUGUUGCGCAAGCAUUGAACUACCAUGGUCAGCAGUUGCAGAAAGUGUGGGAAGGAGAACGCAAUGAGAAUGAGUUGGCCAUGCUCAAUCUCAAGGAACCCAGUUUUGAAAUUUAUCAACAACGUCAAAAAACACUUAGUUUUGGAGAUAGAGGAAAAAGACUGAAGCUUCAGCAAUUCCUCGCUAAGAAAGCAGAUGCUCUUUAUGAUAAAGCAAAUCUUGAGAAGACAGUUGAACCUCUCAAACAAGAAUUGGGUGAUGAAGAAUUUUAUGCAACAAUGCCUGGUCUCGAUACUUUUGUCACUAUGGAAAAAUCACAACGCAUUAGAAACUUCUUGGAAAGUUUAAUUGUUGGUGAUGUAAUUUAUGCACAAGUUAUGGGUAAAAGUGCACCUGGACUUCUACUGAAGGUUCUUUGCAACUGUUCUGACUGUCCUCGAGUUGUUACUGAGUUAGGAAUAAAGGUUCUAAUAUUGAAUACGGCCACUGUGCCAGCAGUGGACAAGAAAGGUGUUACAAGAGGCUACAUGGCUAAUGAUCUGGUCUGCGUCGUAGUCACUGAAGUUAACGUUGAAGCGGAACGAGUCGUUGCAGUAAUGAACACACCUGCCCGCGAGGGCCAAGCCCCACAUCCACCUACUGGUCUUAUUCAUUCAGAUGAUCUCCCAGAAGCUUAUAAGAAAGCAAUGGACAACAAAAGUCUGACUUAUGAAACGCUCUUGGAGAGUAGUACUGGCUUCAACAACCCAAACAACAUUAAAUAUCUUUGUGACUUGAUGGGUCUGGGUCAAGAGAAUCAUUCUAAUAUGGUUGGCCUAAGGGAACGUUUUCCUCCCAAUGAGUAUGCAUCAGAAUUGAGACAAGCGCAAGCAAGCAAGUGGGCAUUCCGAAGUGUUGCUGAUGGAAUAGAUCACUUCAAAGCUGGCCGCCAUACCGAAGCUUUUCAAUGUCUUAAUAAAGCGCUUCAAGUUGAUCCUAGAAAUGUCGAAGGAUUAGUUGCAAGAGGAGCAUUAUAUGCCAACAGUGGUAGUUUCAAAAAAGCGAUCGACGAUUUUGAAACUGCACUGAAACUUAAUCAAACGCAUGCAAACGCUCGUAAAUACAUGGCCGAAACUCUUGUAGCACUUGGACGUAGUUACGAAGAUGAAAAGAAAUACGACGAAGCACAGAAAGCUUAUGAAAAUUGUUUAUCUAUUGCACCAUAUCACGAAGAAGCACGUAAUUCUAUCGAGUACAUCAAAUCAAAGACAUUGACGUCUUCUUUGAAUCCUCUUGAUACGUUUAAAAGCUUCGAAACUGAAAAUGAUGUUGGUGAUAAUAAAAAAGAGAAAAAGAAACGUAAGAAAGAGAGAAAAUCUCGAUCGAAAAAGAGACAAAGGUGGAGCUCCAGUUCUAGUUCUUCAUCGAGUGGAUCAUCGAGUACAUCUAGUUCAGACUCUAGCAGUUCUUCGUCGUCAGGAAGUUCGCGUUCUGCAUCUCGUUCACCGAGCAGAAAAAGGAAACAUAAGAAAGAUCAUCGUGGAUCACUAUCACCUCUUAGCAAGCGUAUGGCUCAGUACAACAAUCCUCCAGCUGCCACUACCGCUUCUCAUGAUGUUAUUUCACCAGUUUCUUAUAAUGCUAAUACGCGCGAAAAAAUGGACGAUUAUGAAAUUAAAGUGCGAAAGUUUUUGGAACAAACCAAGGAUGAUUCAGAUUAUGAGGAUAAGGUAAGGAAGUUCUUGGAAGAGACUGCAAGAUGGAAAAGAGAAAGAGAAAAGGAAAAGAAAGAAAAAAGGAUUUCUUUCCACUCAGAAAGUGAAAAAAUGAAGAAAAAGAAGAAAAAAGAGAAGAAAGGAAAGGAUAAGGAGAAAGAAGACAAGAAGAGCCGUAAGAAGAAGAAGAAAGAGGAAAGAAAGAAGCGUAAAAACAAGGAUAAACUUGAAAGAGAUUUGGAAGCAUUGAAAAAGUCAUCUUUACCAGAUCUGGAACAGCUUGAAUCUAAACUAAAUGCUUAUUAUGCGAAGGUUGAAAAAGAAACAGCGGUCCUAAAAAGGUAUGUAGCACAGUAUAAUGACAUACCUUCCCCUCUUAGCAACGCGGAGAAGCUCGCGGAGAGCUCACGUAGGGAGGAGGAGCUACGUAGAGAGAGGGAAAGGGAGAGAGAUGAAGCAUCUAAGGCGUAUCAUGAACGAGAACCCAGAAUACCAAUGACGGCGCAACAACGUAAAGAAAUCCAGAGGAAGCCAUUAACUGACAUUUUCGAACAAGAGUCGCAGUUGAUCCAUCCUGAACCCAAAGUACCUACUCUAGAUCCAUCUGCAUUAAACGCGAAAUGGAAGACUGCUCAAGCUGCCAGUGACGAAGAUGACGAUAACGAGUUGGAAGAGAAACUCCAACGAGCAGCUUUAGAAAAGUCACUGAAUAUUCGUAAACAGAUGCAACGUGAAUUAGCAGAAAAGAGAGCAGCAGCCGCACAACCGAUGUCUGCCCCAACACCGCCGCCGCCAUUGCCUAAGGAGCCUCCUAUGCCAAAACAAGCGCCAGUUAAAUAUCCAACUCCACAACCGCAAAACAAGUUCCAAUCGUACAAAGAUCAAAAUAUAUCUGUACCUCAAGGUACACCGAAUAAGUUCAGUUCUGGUAGCAAUCUCGGUGGUAAAUUCCAACCGAUUGGUCAAUGUCCUGGAAGCGGAGGUGGCCACCCACCGGAACCUCCGCGUCCACCGCCACCAACGAAGAAUCAGAAUCAGGCUAAAGGUCCAAGAACGGAUUCUGAUAGCGAGACAGAUAGACAGCAUAGACAGACGCCUAAGAAACGUGAAUCGAGUGGUAGAGGAGGCACGAUGUCAAAGAGAAUGAGCAGAGACAGACCAGGGAAACGUUCUCGAAGCAGAUCUCGCAGUGCAUCUAGUUCUGGAUCCUCUCGAUCUCGAUCUCCAAGACGAACUCGAUCGCGAUCGUAUUCCAACAGAAGAUCGGGAAGUUAUGAACGAAAGUACAGUCGUUCGCCAUCUGGUACCUACAGUAGAUCAAGGUCACGUUCACGAUCUAGAUCUUAUAGUAGAAGUCGCAGUCGCAGUAGGUCAGGCGACAGAGGCUAUUACCGAAAGAGACAAUUCCGGAUGUACAAUAAUCGUGGCACCUAUUACAAGCCACGCUUCCAAGGCUUUAACAAUCCGAAUCAUCGUGGAGGUGGCAAUAAUUUCCAAAAUAGAAAUCGAUUCUACAAUAAUCAACAUAAUAAUCGUUUCGGUAACAGACGUGGCGGCGGAUUCAACAAUCGCGGCGGUGGGCGUGGACGUGGUGGCAACCGUGGUGGUAGAUUCUUCCACGGUAAGCAGGGCUUCCGCGAUUUCAGGGACAGGCGAGACUUUAGAGAUCGUCGGGCUGCAUCACGCGACAGAUACAGCGAUCGUAGUUAUUCUCCCGAUCCAAUGAGAAAGGUUGAUGAAGCCAAAGAGAAAAUCAACAAGAUGCUGGAAGGUGGCGACGAUGUUAUGGAUCACCAACAAGGAGCCGGAGGAUCGAGCGUCCCUCCCAAUAAGAGACAAGAUGGACCUCUGAGCGAGGGAGAAGAACGCGAUGAUGAUGACUACGAGAGGUGGGGAGAGGGAGAGGGGGGCGACGCGACUAACAAGAGCGAGGAAGUUGGAGCUGCCGGCGUUAACCUGGAAGGCAAGGAGCACUUCAUUGAACGCAUGAAGCAGCGAAGCAAGAAUGUAUUAAUGCAGAGAGCCCUUGCAGCUAAGAUUUGGUAGAUAUACACGUGCCCCGUUGCUGACGCUGUUUCUUCUCCUCUUCUUCUUCUUCUUCUACUUCUUCUUCUUCUUCGUCUGUGAUAUUCUCUCUUUCCUCACGUUGGCUGUGCCUAGUCAUCAACGAUCGACCAAUUACACGUGAGAUAUAACUCUCUUUUAUAAUUUUACGUACCUAAUAACGUACGGGGUACGUAAAUUAAUUAUCAAAGUUUAAUAAUAUCACUGACGAUAAUAAUUAUUAUUGACAAAUUUAUUAUAAACUGGCGGCCAUUAUGAUCGUUAAGAAUAUUUUUUUUCUUUAUGUCUAUCUAUCUUCAUCAUUGACAACUUCUAGUUUGUUUUCUUUUUCUUUUUUGUUUUCUUUUCUUUUUUUUUUCUUCUUUUUUUUUUUUCUUU